Messenger RNA from Mercenaria mercenaria, 552 nucleotides. Its product is annotated as DDRGK domain-containing protein 1-like. NCBI's taxonomy places the organism in Eukaryota, Metazoa, Mollusca, Bivalvia, Venerida, Veneridae. The transcript has a single exon. The record is from RefSeq and is a predicted model, not a curated record. Bases 1 to 552 code for a protein of 183 amino acids.
AUGUUACCUGUUAGCAAAGGUCCUCAGUCUACUGCAGCACAGAUCACUAAUCUGCAACAUACAGCAGCACAGAUCACUAGUCCUCAACCUACGGCGGCUCCAACCACUAGCACUAAUGAUGUCAAAGAAACUGUUACUUUAACUUGUGAGGGAGAACCAGAGCCAAAAAGGGCGAAACUUGACGCAGAGGAAAGUAAAAGACAGUAUGAAAUGAUUGCUAAAGUUGUGGAGGAUAGCAAUAAACAGCUAGUUUCUGCUAUAGAAACCAACAGUAGAGCAAUCGGAGGGGUUGAUAAAACACUUGGACAGUUUCUAGAGGUAUUGCAGAAGAUGAAUAGGACAAUGGAGAGGAUGGGUGAGGAGCAGAGGCGGGAGCACGAACGUAGAUUGGAGGAGAGUCAGAGGCGAGAGAAAGCGGAAGCAACAAAAAGAAGCGACGAGAGAGACAACAGAAAGGAAACUUCCAAGAAGAAUGAGGGAAAAGAGAACAGAGUGUUAAAAUCCACUGUAAAAAAAGGUGGAAAUCAGUUAACACAGAUAAAAUAUAAGUAA